CUUUGUGAGUAAAGCCUUUUAGCUGUAGUGAAGUUAUGGAAGAAACAAGAAAGAGUGAAUAUUUACAAAUAAAUGUUUGCUUUGUUUACUCGCUUUCACGUCGUGUACUAUUAGUUCUAACUUUCAUCACCGGGUCAAAGUCGCGGGAAUAGACGAGGAAAUGUAGUAAACGUUCGUUCAUCGAUGUUGUUGCUUCACGAUGGAGGAACCUGCGACAAGACAAUUUAGCACGUCAGAAGAUGAUUUCCAUCCAGGAGAAGACAGCAGUGACAAUGGAAGCAUCAGAAAGAGAUGCGAUCCUCUAGUCCAGUCUCAGCGCAGUAAACUGCAGCACCGCAGAGCUGGCAUCAAUCAGCAAAUAAACAAAGAGAUGCGCAUGAGAGCUGGCGCGGAAAACCUGUUCAGAGCAACAAGGAACAAUAAAGUGAAAGAGACGGUGGCUCUGGAGCUCAGUUACGUCAACUCCAACCUGCAACUGCUCAAAGAGGAACUGGAGGAUCUUAACAGCAACAUGGAGGUCUAUCAGACUGACAGUGAUACCGUCAAUGUUCCCAUGAUCCCACUGGGUUUAAAAGAAACCAAGGAAGUCGACUUCACCAUGCCUAUCCAGGACUUCAUCAGCGAGCACUAUGGAGAAGACAGCUUGCUCUAUCAUGAAGAAAUAAAAGAGCUUACGGAGCUCCGACAGGCCAUGCGCACGCCCAGUCGUAACCAGACUGGCUUGGAUCUGCUGAUGGAAUAUUAUAACCAACUGUACUUCUUGGAUCAACGCUUCUUUGCCUGUCAUGGCACUCUGGGUGUGCACUUUCACUGGUACGACUCUCUGACGGGCGUUCCAUCGUGCCAGCGAGCUUUAGCCUUCGAGAAAGGAAGUGUUGUGUUCAACAUCGCUGCUUUGUACACACAAAUCGGUGCGCGGCAAGACCGUUCCACCGUGUCAGGAAUAGACCAAGCUAUCCAAGCAUUUCAGACAGCUGCAGGUACUUUUCAUUACCUGAAAGAGAACUUCUCCAACGCACCGAGUCUUGACAUGAGCGGACCGUCGCUCUGCAUGCUGGUCCGUCUGAUGGUGGCCCAGCUGCAGGAGUGUGUGUUUGAGCGCACUGUACUCACCACGCAGGACGCGCACUUCCUUUCCCUGCUGUGUUUGGCGCAGGAGGCAGCACAGGUGUCGGACUGCUACCUGUCCGUGCAGCAGGCCGUGUCGCAGCCGCUGAUGAAGGACUACGUUCCGUUUUCGUGGGCGUCCGUGGUCCACGUCAAGUCCGAACACUUCCGAGCGCUCGCACACUACUUUGCUGCCGUGGCUCUGUGUGAACAGAUGUUGUCUGAAGAAGACGUGAACGGUGAAGAGGAGGCAGAAAAAGCAUUUCUCCAUUUCUACAUCAACAUACCUGCAGAACCACCUGUAUCAAUGCUUUUAAGAGACCCGCAAAAAAGACGCAAGCUUGGUAAAGCUCACUUGCGCCUCGCAGUGAUGCGACACGAGGAAGCGCUGCGAGUCCACGGUUUAUGUAAGAUCUUAAGAAAGAUGGACAUCUUACAGGAUAUUCUAUCAGUGGCACACAAACGCUCUUUGGAAAAGUACUCUGAAAUGGACCGAGAAGAUGACUUUGAUGAAACUGCUGAGGCUCCGGAGAUACAACCUGCAAGUCGUCUCAAACCCGACAUCAUCCCAGCCAACUUUUCUACCGUCCAAGUUAAAGACAUCUUCCAAAGAUUGGGGCCCUUGCCAGUGUUCUGUGCUCGGGCUCGCUGGGUUCCCGCUCGUCCCAUUUGCCUCCCGAGGACAGAAGGUGGAUUGGGACUGACACUCAGAGGAGACUCCCCUGUGUUGGUGGCGGGGGUGGUCCCUGGGGGCUGUGCGGCCGAGGCAGGACUGAGGGAAGGAGACUACAUCGUGGCGGUGGAUGGACAGGACUGCAAGUGGGCCAAACACGCUGAAGUGGUGAACAUGCUGAAGAACUGCAGCGACAAAGGGGUGGAGCUUAGCGUGAUUACGUUGCAUUCGCACGAUGCUCAGGUUGCAAAAAGAGCCUUCAUGGUGUCUCACGGCGGCGAUAAAGAGAACUCCCUGCAGAGGGUUCUGGGCGUGGCUAAAGGACAGAGCUCCGCCUCCUUACUAAACUGGAACAGGAAGAAGAAAAGGGAAGGCAACGCGACAUCGAAGAGACUGGGAAGCACUUUCAGUUUGUCUUUUGGGAGCCUCAGAGACACAGAAGGCAUGUAUUGACUUUUGGAAAAAAAACUUUCAAAACUAAACAAGUAGCAACAAAUAUAAGUUGUCAUCAUUUGCACUGCUGAACAAAAUAUUGUACAUCUCUGAUCUUACAAAAAACUGUGUCUCAACUGGUGCACUUGCAUACUUACUUAGUCUUUAAGUGCAUAAGUGUGUUAAAUAAGCAUACUUACACUUAGUCUUUAAAUUGCAUAGGUGCAGUACAUGAAUGUUGUACUCAAAAUUAGAGAUGUCCAAUAAUAUCGGACGGCCGAUAAAUGCUUUAAAAUGUAAUAUCGGAAAUUAUCGGUAUCUGUUUCAAAAAGUAAAAUGUAUGACUUUUUAAAAGGCCGCUGUGUACACGGACGUAAGGAGAAGUACAGAGCGCCCAGAAACCUUAAAGGCACUGUCUUUGCGUGCUGGCCCAAUCACAUAAUAUCUACGCCUUUUCACACACACAAGUGAAUGCCAUGCAUACUUGGUCAACAGCCAUACAGGUCACACUGAGGGUGACCGUAUAAACAACUUUAACACUGUUACAAAUAUGCGCCACACUGUGAACCCACAUCAAACAAGAAUGACAAACACAUUUCGGGAGAACAUCCGCACCGUAACACAACAGAACAAAUACCCAGAAUCCCUUGCAGCACUAAUUCCCAAAUCCCAAAUUCCAAGCUGCUGUUUUGAGGCAUGUUAAAAAAAAAAGCACUUUGUGACUUCAAUAAUAAAUAUGGCAGUGCCAUGUUGGCAUUUUUUUCCAUAACUUGAGUUGAUUUAUUGUGGAA
Molecule: messenger RNA, 3003 nt
Organism: Nerophis lumbriciformis (worm pipefish)
Lineage: Eukaryota; Metazoa; Chordata; Actinopteri; Syngnathiformes; Syngnathidae
Gene: rhpn1
Product: rhophilin, Rho GTPase binding protein 1
Biological process (GO): negative regulation of stress fiber assembly; signal transduction
Molecular function (GO): protein binding
Source: RefSeq, a predicted model, not a curated record